UAAAUUCACAGCCCAAGCAAUGGAAUGAUUCCUUACUGCAUGUCAGGCCAGCCAGGGCAUUAAUCAGGCCAGCCAAGGCAGUGAGAAAUGUAUGAUGAAUAACGUUUAGCUGAUAGAUCCAUCAAGUGUUGCUUUAAUUACCUCUGUAAAAUGGCAAAUAGAUCCAACUUCCAAGAUACACACUCACACUUGGCUCCUUCUGGAUAGAGUUGUUGUGCAGGUGUAACAGUAUAACUUUAGUACGUCCCCUCGCCCCGACCCGGGCGCGAACCAGGGACCCUCUGCACACAUCAACAACUGACACCCACGAAGCGUUGUUACCCAUCGCUCCACAAAAGCCGCGGCCCUUGCAGAGCAAGGGGCAACACUACUAAUAGGUUUCAGAGCAAGUGACGUAACUGAUUGAAACGCUACUAGCGCGUACCCGCUAACUAGCUAGCCAUUUCACAUCCGUUACACAGGAUUACCAGGACGUUUGUGUAUGGUCGCUUUUAUUAUCAGUAGGUUAGUUGUCCACUAGAGGGCAGGCUAAAACAAUAUACAUGCCGGUGCCCUAUGGAAGCCAAAUGGCAUAGUGCAGAACAGCUAUAUCCCGAAGGAGGUUCUGAGGGCUGUUAGAUGGAUUUGUCUGUUAAGGGUAUCUGCAAUCCUAACAUGUCUUGUGGUGGUGAGAAACUCAAAUAAAAAUGAAAGGUCUGUCAGCAUCAAAGGGGAAAUCAUGUUUACAUGAAGACAUGAUCUAUUAGCACAGAUGGCCAUUUGUUCUGCGUCACUCCUUAAUAAACAGUCCAUAUUUUGAUAUUCUAACAUCAUGAAUGGACAUGAAAACCAUGCAUUUCAAAUAGAUUUCGAAAAUAUUUCUUAUUGUUGCAUUGUCGAGAAGGAACCUACAAGUAAGCAUUUCGUUGGACCACGUGUAUCCUGUACAUACGACUAAUACAACUUGCAACUAAAUUAAUUAAAACUCCUGUCGUGUGUCUUUUAUCCUUCUACCAGUUAUCUACCAGUCAUCUUGGUAUACCCUUGCUCUAUAUUUAGCUGAUACGCACAAUGCACCUUCAUCUAGGAAUCAAUAUCAGAGGCGCACAUUUUAUAGAAUUCGAUGGUUUUGUAUAACCUCAUUCACCACUUUCAGGAGAAUGGCUACAUAGUCAUGAACACAAUAAGACUAACAGCAUCGGUUGGGAUAGUUUUUUUUAUUAAUAGGCUUAUCACUAGACUAUUCUAAGGAGAUACUAGGUAUAAGGGCCAUCUGAUCAAUUCACAAAGGGUUGUCCAUUGACCAACAUUUAAGACUAGGUUAGGUAGACUUAGAUUUUAUUUUUUGUGUGGCUUUUUUAGUCAAAAGGAAUGUUGUAAUGUGAUUAAUGGACAAUGAACUGAGGUCAGAAUUGGAGAUCAUACAAUGCUGAAUUGCAGCAGGUGAUGAAUGGCUUCGCAUAGCCACCAUUAAUGACCAAUAUACCUCUCACAUUUCACAACAGCAAUAAAUCACAUCAUUGAUUUGGCCUGGAAUCUAUUUGUGCCUUUAAUUUAUAACAAGAUAUUAUUUCUGUGCGUAUGUAUUUGUAUAGUGAAUAUAAGAAUGAUGUUAAAGAAAAAGCCAUCUAUGUUUGACUUUAAAGACACGCUUCAGUUAGCCUUGGUAACAUAAUAUCAAUUAACGUGAUGAAUAUUGAGGCCAGUCACUAAGUCUGUAUUUUAAAAGGCCCCAUUAAUACCAAAUCCAUGAAUAGAUAAGAGGUUGCCCUAUGACGAAGGAGAUAACAGAGCAGAUACUGUGAAGCAGAGACAGGAUUACUUACAGCCACAAGUCACAACACACAGUUUACAGCAUGCCUCAGUGAGUUUACCAUUACUCAACUCUCACUUUCCCCUUCAUUAAAAAUGUGUCAAGGUCCUAGUUGGGGUGGCAGCCUGCUUUUGCAGUAUCCAGACCUUUGUAUUAUCUGUGUUUUUGAUAAAUACUUUAUUUACAGGACGGACAGAGAUAAAUAGGGCUGGCUAAAGGAGACAGAUGAUCACUCAGGCCAUAGGGAUCCCAUCAUGAGCCUCAGUCACUGGGGGAAAAAACACUGAGAGACCCUUCAGCGAACAGGAAAUACUCUGCUUGGACAUGUGUGCGUUUAUUGCUCAUAAACACUUUGUGAUGCACAACAAAUCACUAUAUGCAGUAGGCAACAUUUAACUUUUUACACAAUUUAUGAUUUAUAUUUGAAAAUGUGUUCAUGUUUUAAGUAGUAGUACUUAUAUUAAAAAUUACUUCUUUCUUAUUUAUAGUAUGCCUACAGGUUUUGUCUGUGUGUGUGUGAGGAAGCAUUUACAUAGACAGCCUUUCUCAUAUAUUUUUAUAGAUGCACUGAUGUGUUCAGCAAAGUCCAUAUUUCUGAGGAAAACAAAAACAUCCAUAACAGGCAUGUGUCAUGCCACUCUGUCCAGUGGCAAUCAGAGAGCUUUACAGUCACUAUUAAAACAAUCUCUUGUACCUUUAACACAUUAUUACUCCAUUUGCUAAUCAACUGGGGUGUUUGAAGACGGAAGCAUUAUCAUUUCUCUCUCACUGUGUUAAUGUGGCAGAAUAACUGUGUUUCCCAAACCAACCCAGUCAUUACACUUAGACACAUUCAAUGUAAUAUUUAUAUACGUUUUUACAGCCCCGGUGCCCAGUUCCCUUUCCUGAACACAUCGGUGUACAUGUAAGAGUGUGUGCAGAGUAUAUGACUUGAGUAAACAGAACUAACAGCCCAUUGCCUCAGAACAUGAUGGAGUUACUGUUAGAGUUCAAGGUAUUUGGGCGAAGAAGUUUUAAUGCCAGAAAGCGAUGCACACUCAGAGUAAAUACGCUAAGGUGUUGACAUGGCAACCCAAACCAUACACACACACUGCAAGAUAUUCUGUUCAUUGAGGAGCAAAACAACAGCAAUGUGAGAACAUGAACAAUAACGAGCACUAUAAUGAAUGAUACACAUGGAGACUGGGCACAAUCUUGGAAGGAGGGCAGUAAGGAGGGGAGGAAUAUGACAACUCAAUAUGCCAGUCUGGAAAAUGUAUUAUAGCCUAGACUACAGUACACACAGGUUCUGCCACAGCGAAGGCAUAUGUGUUUCUGCAACCAGUUCUCUUGAUUUUACAUGAACUAUACAUGUUUUGGAAAAUUGAAAAUAAAACUGUGUAAUAGCCUAUGAACAUUUGAACAUUUUUAGUUGAUAUGUCUCUCCAAAAUGUGUAUAUUUCACAACAUGUUGUAGUGUGUGUGCUUUAAAGGGGCAAUCCUCAGUUGUUACAUCCAUUUUUUUGGACCUAUAAAUUAGUGGUAUGUACCCAUUGGUUCUUGAAGAAUAUAACUCAUAAAUAUCUCAUGAGCUUAGUUCAACUGUCAUACCCCAUCAAAACCAUAAAAUAUCUGAUUGUUUUACUCCAAUGUUUGUAAAUGUAAACAAAAAUUGCAUAGCUUAAAAAUAUGGUUAAAGCUAUCGUUUUAAUAUCAUAUUUAUUUAAUUUAUUUUCAUUUAACCUUCAUUUAACUAGGCAAGUCAGUUAAGAACAAAUUCUUAUUUACAAUGAUGACCUACCCCGCCCAAACCCAGACGACGCUGGGCCAAUUGUGCGCCGCCUUAUGGGACUCCCAAUCAUGGCCUGAUGUGAUGCAGCCUGGAUAGUCAAACCUUGCAUCCAUAGCUCUAUCUAUGAAUUUGAGAGUGGUUACAUUUCUCCAGCCACGUUACUCAGCGUUUUACCAAAACAGUGGCGGGGAGUCACUUUGUUAUUGUUACAACUACAGAUUGCCCCUUUAAACGGCUAGCAAACAGUUUUAUAGGCUUGCAAUCUACCUGCUUUUAUAAUCAACACAUUUAUCUGCAGCACACAAGGCAUCCAUUUUAUGGCCUUUUGUGACCUUCGCCCCUCUCCCUGCAAAAGCUCUCCCUUCUACUGAACAUGGAGUUUCUGGGGCAUUCUAGACUGUGUUGCUAUAUAAUAAUUCUGUAAUUUCCAUUGAUUUCACAUUUGUUUGUCCUCAAUACGUUUUCACAUCUACCUGUUUGAUUUUCACAUGCCUCCUUGUGAACUGGUCAACAUUCCUUUGUCUUAGUUUUCCUCUCUUGUAUUUUCGUUUCUCCUAAUUCUCAUUAGGAGAAACACAUUGUUUCCUCCAAUUCCUUCUACUAGUCAGUUGAACCCUUGGAUUUAGGCCCACUCACCUGUGUCCUAUACAAGGAAACAAUAGAGACUCAAUAAAGGCUAUGUUUAAAGAGAUACAUUCUCAGAGGCAAGUAGAUUAUUGUAGGGCCUACAAUAAAUUAAUUUACAAUGUUUCUAUAGAGUGUUCUGCAUACUACAGGAUUAUUCCUAUAAGUUAACAGGGUCAACAAAUAGCAUGUUUAUAAACAUGAUUAAAUCAUUCUGUUUCAUAUUGAGAUAUAUAAAUAAAUUAACUGUAGGUGUAAGGCAUAGCUGCCCUCCCUCUUCUGUGUGCACAAUCUGUCAACUGGUGGUUGUUCAUUAACACGUGUGACAGAGUGGCUGACAGGUACUAUCUCACUGAAGCGCUCACUGGUGGAUCUAUUGCCUUUGCUACUCCUUUAAACCUUUCUACUUUUAAUAUCAGAGGGUUGUCUACUUUUUGUUAUAUACCAUUACUUUAUCCAGAGAGUUGGUUGAAGUGACAUAAACAACUUCUUUCUAUCCCAUUUUUUCUUGUUCUACCUUAGCUCUGGUAGGUGUGUCUCCUGUGAUUGCAAUAACUUAGUGUUCAUUUGUUUUUUGUUUUUGAAGUUCUAACCAUUAUUUUUCAUUUUAUAUUUAGCCUAUGUAAGAAUUGAAGUAGUUUACUCAAAUUUACUUUUUUCUUUUUACAGUCCCGCUUUUUAAAACAAUCUUUUUUCUUAUUCCUAUUUCUAACUUUUCUACCUUUUUGGUUUGGAGUGGCCUGUAGCCCUUAAGGUGUCUUUAAAGAUGUUAAGAAUUUCUACAUCUGGAUUUAGAUAGUGGCAUCUUUUUUACAGUAUUUAAAAAAAAUCCUGUUCUAUACAGCAUCAAAAUGCUGAAUUCAAAUUGUUUUCUUUGCGUUGGAGUCUUAUUUGUGGCACUUGUUGAGAGCCGAAUGCUGGACAAAUGCAUGAAAUCAAAACCCAAAUACACCAUGAACGUUGUACUUUUGGAGGAUGAAACCUCAGACUGGAGCCUAGGGCUUGUAAAGGGUGCAGUGUUGCAAGCAAUUGAAGCGGACAGGAAACUGAACAUUGCAGCAGGUUUGAACACCAAUUUAUCGGCUAAUUUCAAUGGGUUCAACACCACGCUGUACAAACGAAGGGGCUGUGGGAGCAGUACCUGUGAGGGAGUGGAGAUACUCAAGUCCCUGCAUACUAAAGGUGAGGUGGGAUGUGCCAUGCUGGGACCCUCCUGUACAUUUGCCACUUUCUUUAUGGUGGACGUGGAGAUAGGCCUGACCCUGACUAUCCCCAUCAUCUCCGCCGGGAGCUUCGGUCUGUCCUGUGACUACAAGGCCAACCUGAGCCGCCUGCUGCCCCCGGCACGCAAGAUCUCCAACUUCUUUGUCCACUUCUGGAACUUCACCAGACAUGGUCUGAAGAUGCACUGGAAGAGGGCUUAUGUCUACAAGAAGGCAGACCAAACUGAAGACUGUUUUUGGUACAUCAAUGCUCUGGAGGCACCCUCGGUCCAGUUUGCUAUGUCAAUCUCAAGAGAGAUGCUACGCAGCAAGAAAGAGCUAAAGAAAGCUAUUCAGUCUGAAAACAGACACAGCAACGUAUUCAUCCUCUGUGGAGCCCCAGAUGACAUCACCACUAUAAAGAACGAAACAACGAUUCCCCCAGAAAUUGUCUUCAUCCUCAUCGAUAUCUAUAACCAUGGGUAUCACACUAACAUGACUGCCAACCCAAGCAUGGACAAUGUUCUGGUGCUCACCUUGCCUGAGAGACAAUACAACAACACAGUAUUUUACAACAGCACGAAGUUAAAUGACUAUGUGGCGGGGUACCAUGACGGCGUGUUGCUCUUUGGCCAUGUGCUGAGGCAGAGGUUGACCAGUGAGCUGAGAGGCAGAGCAACACAGCCAACCGCCACAGAGCUCUCCGAUGUAAACCCCUUCAGGAAUGUCUCUUUUCAAGGUAUGGGGGGACACUACGUGCUGGAUGAGAAUGGGGACAGGGACGUGAACUUCUCUGUGAUUUAUACAUCCACCAUCGAUAAACAGUACAAAACCCUGUUUGUGUUUGAUACGUCCAUAAAUGAGACCAGAGUGGAGGACCGCACCCCCUCACUGCCCUGGCCCGGGUCCCAACUGCCAGAUGACAAGCCAAUCAACUCUAACGAUCUGAAGACAAAGGAUAUCAUUGUGAUCGUCCUGAGUGUCAGUGUUGUGGUGGUGACUGCCAUCGCUCUGAUCUUCUACAGGCAGAACAUGAAGGAACGUCAAAACGAAAAGAGGUGGUCCCACAUCAGCCAAGACCUGAUUAGUCCGCUGGAUGGGAAAGAGUUAAGCCUGGUCUCACUGAAGAUCGAUGAAGACAACAGGAAGGACAGCUGUUACCAGAUUCAUAGGGCGCGCUAUGACAAAAAGCCCGUGAUCCUGAAGGAGCUGCAACACACAGACGGCAACUUCAGUGAGAUCCAGAGGAUUGAGCUCAACACUCUUCUGCGUAUUGACUACUACAACCUGACCAAGUUCUAUGGCACGGUGAAGUUUGAGUAUGGCCUGUUUGGAGUGUUUGAAUUCUGUGAGAGGGGAUCCCUGAGGUAUGUCCUUAAUGACACAAUCUCCUAUCCUGAAAAGACCUUCAUGGACUUGGAAUUCAAGAUAUCAGUCAUGUAUGACAUAGCUAAGGGCAUGUCCUACCUCCACUCCAGCAACAUUGAGGUCCAUGGCCGACUGAAGUCCUCAAACUGUGUGGUGGACAACCGCAUGGUGGUCAAAAUCACAGACUUUGGCUGCAACACCAUCCUCAACCCCUGCAAAGACUUGUGGACGGCUCCAGAACACCUCCGGAAGCAGGGGAUCUCCCAGAAGGGGGACGUCUACAGCUUUGCCAUCAUCGCUCAGGAGAUCAUACUGAGGAAGAACCCCUUCUUCACCCAGGCCUGCUCCGACAUCGCAGAGAAGCUGUACAUGGUGCAGUACCCAAGUCAAACUGGCUUCUUCAGGCCAGAUCUGAACUUUGAGACAGCAGCAGAAAACGAGGCGGAGCUUUACAUGCUGAUAAAGAACUGCUGGGAAGAGGACCCGGAGAGGAGGCCAGACUUCAAGAAGAUAGAGGGAUCUCUGGGUAAGAUAUUCAGCAACCUGCACAACCAGGCUAAUGAGAGCUACAUGGACAACCUGAUCCGUCGGCUGCAGAUGUACUCCAGGAACCUGGAGCACCUGGUGGAGGAGAGAACCUCUCUGUACAAGGCUGAGAGGGACAGGGCUGACAGACUCAACUUCCUGCUCCUGCCAGCCCCAGUGGUGCGUUCCCUGAAGGAGACGGGCAGUGUGGAGCCAGAGCUGUUUGAUGAGGUGACGGUCUACUUCAGCGACAUCGUGGGCUUCACCACCCUGUGCCAGUACAGCACGCCCAUGGAGGUGGUGGACAUGCUCAACGACAUCUACAAGAACUUUGACAGGAUCCUGGACCACCAUGAUGUAUACAAGGUGGAGACGAUCGGUGAUGCGUACAUGGUGGCGUCAGGGUUGCCGCAGCGCAAUGGCAACCGGCACGCAGUGGACAUCGCCCACAUGGCCCUGGACAUCCUAGCUUUCGUAGGGACCUUCCAGCUCCAACACCUACCGGGCAUACCCCUGUGGAUCCGCAUCGGGGUGCACUCAGGGCCAUGUGCGGCAGGUGUGGUGGGGAACAAGAUGCCACGUUACUGUCUGUUUGGAGACACGGUCAACACUGCCUCACGCAUGGAGUCUGCAGGCCUGCCACUAAGAAUCCAUGUCAGCCAGCCCACCAUAAACAUUCUCCAACGGACAGACUGCAAGUUUGAGUAUGAGCAGAGAGGAGAAACCUUUCUGAAGGGUAAAGGCAAUGAGAUGACAUACUGGUUAACAGGGGUGACAGGGACAGAAUACAACCUGUCAACGCCCCCGACAGCGGAGAACUUCCAGAGGCUACAGCAGGAUCUGUCUGAGAUGAUCGUGUCCAGCCUGGAGAACAGAGGGCCGGGGACCAACGGAAUGGAGAAGAGGAAGACCCUCUCCACCAGAGUCAGGAGGAGGGAGACCAAUGGGAGCCAGGAGGACGGCCUUCCAGAGUACCUACACCUGGCCAUCACAGACAUUCCCAGCACCUACCUGUAGCCACCCAGGACCAGACUACCUCCUGUGAAGAUACAGGGCUACUACACGCUGUCAAAAAGUGACAGUAGAGUCAAGUAGCCUUAUAUUCACCUGAUACAAUAGCUACAGUAAUGCCUUAUACAUAGGAAACCUGACUAUUUUACAAUGAAUUUCUGGGUAAAAGACAUGGCUUUCUGGUUUGAGCUAAAAGUUAUUUUGGGUCACAUGAGCAAAAUGUGUGGGGACGUUCCAUAAAUAGUCUGUAAUGGAGAUGCUUUAGGAAAACCUGAACCAGUAAACCAAGGAACAGGAUGGUACUCCUCUAUUUUAAGAAGCCCCUGGAGAAAAGACAAAUAUGAGUAUUGUUGCAUUUUCUCAGCGAUGAACAAUUGUUCAAAACAAUAUCACUGAAGCAUAAUAAUACUAAAGCUUAAUAUUGCCAUCAAUAACGUGAUGAUUCCAUCUUAUAAAUGAUGUAUACACA
Molecule: messenger RNA, 8762 nt
Organism: Salvelinus fontinalis (brook trout)
Lineage: Eukaryota; Metazoa; Chordata; Actinopteri; Salmoniformes; Salmonidae
Product: guanylyl cyclase C-like
Exons: 27
Coding region: 5039-8299 (1086 amino acids)
Biological process (GO): receptor guanylyl cyclase signaling pathway; intracellular signal transduction; protein phosphorylation
Molecular function (GO): ATP binding; protein kinase activity; peptide receptor activity
Source: RefSeq, a predicted model, not a curated record